GGCGGUAGCUUAGUUUUCUUCUUCGUUUGAGGUAAGAAACAGCGCUUUUGUUUUAUAAGUGAAGAGGAAGUUAGUAAAGCAAGAUUUCAGAAGUUGUGAAAAAGCAAAAAAACGUAUGUCAAAGAACACAUCGGAGGCCCCAAAAGAGACUCAAAAGGGGAGGCAUGGCAAGUCCAUGAUCAUCCUGCAGAUAGACACAAACUCUCCUCUGCUGUUUAUGGACAUGCCUGAGGAUAACUUGGCGACAGGUCACCCGCUGACCGAGGAGCGGCUGGGCAAGGAAGGGGGUGUUGAGAAGAAACACAAAAAGAAAAAACAUAGGAGGCAUGUGAUCGAGGGUGCCGAAGUGAUGCUGGAGACUGCCAAAGUGGAAAUGGCUGAGCAGGAACAGGAGCGAGAACUGGGUGUGGGGCACGAGCAGGGAGAGGAACAGGCAAGGGACAGGAAAAAGAAGAAAAAGGAAAAAAAGCAGCACGAGCAAAAGCCUGAAGACUGUGGUGUGUCCAGUGAAGUGAAAUGGACGAAGGAGAAAAAGAACGCGGGGGAAAUGGGACAGGGGAAGGAGGCAAAUGAGUUGGAAACCUUUGAACAGGACGAACACGUCUCACAGAAAAGGAGGAAGAGGACGAAAACCAGCUGUGACCCAGCAGAGUUGAGAGCCCAGUGUGAAACCAUAGCUGGUGCUGAUGAUGGUGCGUCCAAGCUGGUAGAGCGGAUCUCGGAGCAAACCCCACGGGAGAUCCUCCAGGAGAGGAAGAAAAAAAAGAAGAAGAGAGAAAAAAGCAGUGACCGAACGGAGUUGACCGUCCAGGGUGAAACCGAGGAUGGUACAGAAGUCUCCCAGCAGGAAGAAGAGAUCCCACGGAGAAAGAAUAGAAAAAAGGUAGAACACUGCAGUGAUCAAGCUGAGUCCGGUGUUCAGGCUGAAAUCGAGGAUGGUACAGAAUCCUCCCAACAAGAAGAAAAUAUCCUUGUGCAGACCCCACAGGAGGUCCUGCAGGCAACAAAAAAGAAGAAAAAGAGGAAAGAUGCAAACAGUGACCAAACAGAGUCAAACAUCCAGGGCAGAGUUGAGGAUGGUAUCGAAUCCUCCCAACAAGAAGAACAUGUGCUAGUGCAGACCCCACAGGAGAUCCUGCAGGCAACAAAAAAGAAGAAAAAGAGGAAAGAUGCAAACAGUGACCAAACAGAGUCAAACAUCCAUGGCAGAGUUGAGGAUGGUACUGAAUCCUCCCAACAAGAAGAACAUGUGCUAGUGCAGACCCCACAGGAGGUCCUGCAGGCAACAAAAAAGAAGAAAAAGAGGAAAGAUGCAAACAGUGACCAAACAGAGUCAAACAUCCAGGAUGAGGUUGAGGAUGGCACGGGAACCUCGCAGCACGAAGAGGAGACUCCAAAUGAGGUCCUACAGUUAACGAAAAAUAAGAGAAAAAAGAGGAAAGAAGCCAACACUGACGAAAUGGAGUCAAACAUCCAGGAUGAGGUUGAGGAUGGCACGGGAAUCUCGCAGCACAAAGAGGAGACUCCAAAUGAGGUCCUACAGUUAACGAAAAAUAAGAGAAAAAAGAGGAAAGAAGCCAACACUGACGAAAUGGAGUCAAACAACCAGGGCAGAAUUGAGGAUGGUACAGAAUCCGAGCAGCAUGAAGAAAUAAUCCAAAACAACGUCCUACAUGAAACUAAAAAGAAGAGAAAAAAGAGGGAAGAAGCCAACACUGACAAAAUGGAGUCAAACAUCCAGGAUGAGGUUGAGGAUGGCAGGGGAACCUCGCAGCACGAAGAGGAGACUCCAAAUGAGGUCCUACAGUUAACGAAAAAGAAGAGAAAAAAGAGGAAAGAAGCCAACACUGACGAAAUGGAGUCAAACAACCAGGGCAGAAUUGAGGAUGGUACAGAAUCCGAGCAGCAUGAAGAAAUAAUCCAAAACAAUGUCCUACAUGAAACUAAAAAGAAGAGAAAAAAGAGGGAAGAAGCCAACACUGACAAAAUGGAGUCAAACAACCAGGAUGAGGUUGAGGAUGGCAGGGGAACCUCGCAGCACGAAGAGGAGACUCCAAAUGAGGUCCUACAAGAAACCAAAAAGAAGAAAAAAAAGAGGAAAGAAACCACCAGUGACCACCAAACCGCGUCAAACAUCCAGGGUGAAAUUGAGGAUUAUUCAGAAACCUCCAAGCCGAGAGAGGAGAUCACAGAGCAGAUCCCGCAGGGGAUCCUGCAGGAGAAGAAGAAAAGGAGAAAAAGCAAUUGUCGUCAAAUUGAGUUGAGCGUCCAGAGUGAAAUUGAGAAUGACGGAGAGAUCCCAUUGGUGGAGAAUAGGAAGAAGAGGAAGAUUAACAACAAAAGUGACCAAACUGAAUCAAGUGUCCAGAUUGAAACCAUGGCUGGUGUCAAGGAAUGUGCAAAAGCCUCCAGGCAAAGGGGGACCUCAAAGCAGAUCCCACCAGAGAGGACGAGGACCAGGAAAAAGAAGGGGGAAGGAAGCAGUGGCAAAAAACGGCAGGAAAUCUUAGCUGAAGUAAAAAAUAGCGAAAACCAGGCGGUGGUUUUUAGGGAGGAGCCGACUGAACACUCCCUGGAGAUUGAAAAGUGGGGGGAUCACUGGGAGGAGGAGAAGAUGAAGUACAUGGAUGAACUGAAAGAAUUCAUCCCUGGUGUGGAGAAGAAAUCCACACAUUCAGUGUACCACCUCGUCAAGUAUGACUUGCUACGAUUCAGGGAGUUUAAGAAAGCAGGCGUUGGCCUGAAACGUGGAAGAUACACAGUGGAUGAAUUGGCAAGGCUGAAGAAGAACGUCGAGGACUUCCUGGCCUUGACGGGGAUUGACAGCUGCUCGAAGCUUUUCUUUCCCUCGCGCUUCCCAGACGAAAAGGCUGAGAUAACGAAGCUGAAGAGCCAGUAUAAGUUCCAUUUACGAUUGUCUGAUGGGAUCUGUAGGCCCUGGCAUGACAUAUACAACAAAGGCAGGAAGCUGUUUGACACCUGCAAGAUAGGAAGGUUCACAGACGACGAAAUUAAUUCACUGCUGAAGCUGCAGCAGCUGCAUGGCAACAAAUGGACGAAGAUCUCGGAGCUAACGAACCGCAGCAGCGCCGCCUUGGAGAAGCGCUAUGCGCAGCUGUGCAAAAACAAAGGCCCUUGGUCUGAAUACGAGCUGCAGUCGCUGGAGAAAGCCGUCAGGGACCACGUAGUCACACUGGCCGAAGCCAGGGACGACGGCCCCAUGGUUAGGAGGGACCAGCUCUACAGCAACCUUCCCUGGACCGAAGUGGCCCAGAAAGUGGGCACCCGCAGCUGGGUGCAGUGCAGGUCUAAGUGGAUGUAUGUUCUGAAUAAAAGGAUGAGCGCUGGAAUAGAAGAUCAGCAUGGCUACGAUACGUUGCUGAACAGAAUCAGGCUCAUCAGACGGUUGUACGCACUGGGAAUUGACGAUGUGGCGGACAUCAACUGGGAGGACCUGACGAAAAUGUUUGGGGAUGUGACGCCCCACUUCGUGCAGACCCGGUUCCACAGACUGAAGGCCAAGUUGGUGCCCCAGUGGCACACUCUGUCCUUUGGCGAAAUCGUUGACUUCCUUUAUGAAAAGGCCUUGCCACAGCUGGAGAAGCUGCAGGAGCCUGAGAGUGGGACUGGCGGUCGCAGCACGCAACAGGAGAGCUUCCUCCUCUCUGAGAUCUUCGGUGAAGUGUAGCGAUCAAGGGGGCAGAGGAGGGGCAAGGCGUCUCCGUUUUUUUUGGCUGUUCACUUGACACAGACGUGGGUUCCACAGGGGUGUUGGCUCGUGGGAGACGCUGGGGUUUUUGUCGGUUGCGGUUGGGCUUGAAAAAGCUGUGUGUUCCUUUGCAGGUUUUGAAUCGGAAGGAGAGUCUGAGAGGCUUCAUGGACGAUUUCACAUGUAGAGACAAGUGCUUUAGUCAUUGUAAAUAUAUAUUAUAUAUAUAUAUUAUAUAUUAUAUAUUAUAUAUUAUAUUAUUGGCAUUUGGCAGACUCUCUUAUCCAGAGCGACGUACAGUUGAUUAGACUAAGCAGGAGCAAUGCAGGGUUAAUGGCCUUGCUCAAGGGCCCAACGGCUGUGCAGAUCUUAUUGUGGCUACACUGGAAUUUGAACCACCUUUAACCACCUUGCCUGUCCCAGUCGUUUACCUUAACCACCACGCUACAGGCCGCCCCUGUUUUUUUUUGUUUUUUUACGGCUUCAUGCAAAUCAUUUCCAUGUUUACAAUUUUUGCCAUCAACAUGCAAUGUUUAAAAUAAGUUUUUACUGCAACAUUUUUUAUUUUAGUUCCUUGCUGACAAUUCCUUAGUCUUGUAUUUCAUGUUUGAUGUGCUGGUCUUGAUGUUUUAGAAGUGUUUAAUUUUAAGUGAACUGUUAAGUAAAAUGGAAAAUUGUACAUUUUUAUUUGGAUAAAAAAAUAUAUGUUUUUCAAUUUUGUAUUCAUUGUGCAAUAAGAGGGUUUUUUACUACUUCCAAACCAGUAAGACUCAGGUGCAGUAGGUUAUAAUACGGAGUAUGCCUAUAAUGUAAUUACCAGAGACCUUUUGGGGGAUAGAGUAUGUUGUAUGUAUGAAUGUAUACAUAGGUUGUGGGGUUUCUUCCCCCUCUUGAAGGCAUGAUAUAAUGUACCAAUUUUGUUAUUUUGGCAGCAAAGUAAAAUUUCUUACAGUCACA
Messenger RNA from Conger conger (European conger), 4666 nucleotides. Its product is annotated as transcription termination factor 1-like. The transcript has 11 exons. NCBI's taxonomy places the organism in Eukaryota, Metazoa, Chordata, Actinopteri, Anguilliformes, Congridae. The record is from RefSeq and is a predicted model, not a curated record. The coding region runs from base 116 to 3688 and encodes 1190 amino acids.